AUUGACUGCGUGUUAGCCCCCUUUACGUGUUUCUCUUUCUCUCUCUCCUCUGUCACGGAAGAAACUUAACAUGAAAAUUUGAUCUUCUCGGACGAUUUUUUUCCCGAGAAAAUUUAACCCAGAGGACUACGCUUCUGUUGAACUCUCUUCCCUUUCUCAAUUUCCACAGCAAUUCAUUCACAAAUUUUAUGAGAGAUUCGAGAAAACCCUGAUGUCAGAUUCCGUCAGAACGACGGUGGAUCCACUUCUGAGAGAUUUGGAUGAGAAGAAAGAGAGUUUCCGGCGGAACGUGGUGUCUAUGGCGGCUGAGCUAAAGCAAGUGAGAGGCCGUUUGGUUUCUCAAGAACAAUUCUUUGUUAAAGAAAGCCUUUGUAGAAAAGAAGCAGAGACAAAAGCUAAGAACAUGGAAAUGGAGAUCUUUAAAUUGCAGAAGAAAUUGGAAGAUAGAGAUUGUCAGCUUGAAGCUUCAACUUCUGCUGCUGAAAAGUUUCUUGAAGAAUUGGACGACCUGAGAUUGCAGCUAGCUAUAACAAAGGAAAUUGCAGAAACAAGCGCUGCUUCUGCUGAAUCCGCACAGCUUCAGUGCUCAAGGUUAACUGAGCAACUUGACGACAAAACACGUUCUCUAAGAGAACAUGAAGACCGAGUGACUCAGCUCGGUCACCAGCUUGAUGAUCUGCAGAGAGAUAUAAGGACAAGAGAGUGUUCUCAGGAACAGCUGAGAGACGAAUUCAUGAGAAUCGAACGUGAGAUAACCGAAGCUGUUGCAAAGUCUGGGAAAGACACAGAAUGUGAGCUCCGGAGACUUUUGGAAGAGGUUACUCCAAAGAACUUUGAGAGAAUGAACAGGCUGUUGGGGGUAAAAGACGAGGAGAUUGCAAAACUAAAAGAUGAGAUAAGGUUAAUGUCAGCUCACUGGAAACUCAAAACUAAGGAACUUGAAUCCCAGUUGGAGAAACAAAGAAGAACAGAUCAAGAGUUGAAAAAGAAGGUACUGAAACUGGAGUUUUGUCUGCAAGAAGCUCGUAGCCAGACAAGAAAGCUACAGAGGAUGGGGGAGAGGCGAGACAAGGCGAUAAAAGAGCUAAGAGAUCAAAUUACAGGAAAACAGUGGAAUGAAUCAGCGUCUGGGGAGAAACCAAACUUUUGGGAUACUUCAGGAUUCAAGAUCGUCGUGUCUAUGUCGAUGUUGAUAUUAGUGAUUGUCUCCAAAAGAUGAGUCCUUAUGUUUCUUUGAUCUUGAACCAUUAUUUUUGCGUGUAAAUGCCAGUAGUUGCAGAUAGUGAGAUAGAAGUAGAUGAUGUUGAAUAAUAUUUACACUUUUGACUUUUGAGGUAAACAAAGAGAGAUCUUACAGUUUUUA
Molecule: messenger RNA, 1363 nt
Organism: Eutrema salsugineum
Lineage: Eukaryota; Viridiplantae; Streptophyta; Magnoliopsida; Brassicales; Brassicaceae
Product: nuclear envelope-associated protein 2
Exons: 6
Coding region: 212-1219 (335 amino acids)
Source: RefSeq, a predicted model, not a curated record